Messenger RNA from Mesoplodon densirostris (Blainville's beaked whale), 1175 nucleotides. It is a transcript of the gene AGMAT, whose product is annotated as agmatinase. Gene Ontology annotation, molecular function: metal ion binding; agmatinase activity. NCBI's taxonomy places the organism in Eukaryota, Metazoa, Chordata, Mammalia, Artiodactyla, Ziphiidae. The transcript has 7 exons. The coding region runs from base 1 to 1086 and encodes 361 amino acids. The record is from RefSeq and is a predicted model, not a curated record.
AUGCUGCGGCUGCUGGCGUCCGGCUGCGCCCGGGGCCUGGGGGGCGGCGGGGGCGCGCGGGGGCUGGUUCCCGGGGGCCGCGCGCGUCCUGCGGCGGGGCUUUGCGACCCCGGCAGCAGCCAGAGCCGCCAGGCCUCCGACACCCCCCGGAACCAACCUCCCAGCUCCGAGUUCGUGGCCCGGUCGGUGGGCAUCUGCUCCAUGAUGCGGCUGCCCGUGCAGGCCUCCCCCGAGGGGCUGGAUGCCGCCUUCAUCGGGGUGCCGCUAGACAUUGGGACCUCCAACCGGCCCGGGGCGAGAUUUGGACCCCGACGGAUCCGCGAAGAAUCAGUGCUGCUUUGGACAGCCAACCCUAGCACAGGAGCCCUCCCCUUCCAGUCCCUCAUGGUUGCAGACCUAGGCGAUGUGAAUGUCAAUCUUUACAACCUUCAGGACAGCUGCCGCCUAAUUCGAGAGGCCUAUCAGAAAAUUGUAGCAGCUGGCUGUAUUCCUCUGACCUUGGGUGGAGAUCACACAAUCACCUAUCCUAUAUUGCAAGCGAUGGCAGAAAAGCAUGGGCCUAUGGGGCUGGUGCACGUGGAUGCACACAUGGACGUGGCGGACAAGGCCCUGGGUGAGAAGCUCUAUCACGGGACGCCCUUCCGCCGGUGCGUGGAUGAGGGACUCCUGGACUGUAAGCGCGUGGUACAGAUCGGCAUCCGGGGCUCUUCCAUGACUUUGGAUACCUACAGAUACAGCCGGAGCCAGGGCUUCCGGGUGGUCCUGGCUGAAGACUGCUGGAUGAAGUCACUGGUCCCUCUGAUGGGAAAAGUGAGGCAGCAAAUGGGAGUCAGACCCAUUUAUAUCAGCUUUGAUAUCGACGGCUUGGACCCUGCCUAUGCCCCAGGGACGGGGACGCCCGAAAUUGCUGGUCUCACCCCUAGUCAGGCUCUGGAGAUCAUCCGGGGUUGUCAAGGCCUGAACGUGGUGGGUUGUGAUCUUGUGGAGGUUUCACCGCCGUACGAUCCUUCUGGAAACACAGCCCUCGUGGCGGCUAACCUGCUGUUUGAGAUGCUGUGUGUUCUCCCCAAAGUGACAGUCGCCUGAAUCUUGUGCUACGAUGUUCAAGAUAAAACAAGAGCUUGCCUGGAUGACAAAUUCUCCAGAAGAACUUCUGUGCAAGCAAUCUGAGUACU